Messenger RNA from Coccidioides posadasii C735 delta SOWgp, 660 nucleotides. The record is from RefSeq and is a predicted model, not a curated record. NCBI's taxonomy places the organism in Eukaryota, Fungi, Ascomycota, Eurotiomycetes, Onygenales, Onygenaceae.
AUGAACACUGUUAUCAAGAAUACUCACAAAGUGAGUGUUGUUGCUUUUGCUCAAGUUAUUAAUAAAGAGUUGAAAACUAUUCUUGCAAAUAUGCUGAAAGAGACUUCUUCUGUUGAUGAUAAGCCAGAUACAUUAAAUGAUGAAGUUAUUAAAGCUCUUCAAGAGAUUUCUGUGAUCUUGAAAGAAAUUUGGGAAAUUCAAGAGGCAAACUUCAUUGCAGUCUCUGACAUAAAGAAUGCUCUUAAUAUCUUUAUACAGCUCUUGCUGCUAGCACUUGCUCAGCUCCAGCUGCAAAUACCUUCUGUUCUUCUCAUGCUUAUGACACCAAAGAGUGUGUCUUCUUCUUAUAAUGUGACUCUGACACAAACUGUCUCUGCAAAGCCAAGCAUGCCAGCAGUCAAAAAUCCUGAUGCCAAUAAGAAGGAUGCCAAAAAGAACACUGCUGACAACAAGAAUGCUGACAAGAAUGAUAUCAACAAGGAUGCCAACAACAAGAAUGCCAAUGAGAAGGGUGCUGAAAAUAAGAAUGCUGAAAAAGCUGAUGCAAAUGUUACUUCUGAUAUUAGCAGUGAAGGAUUCCAAAAUUGGUUUUUUGGUUGGGGUGAUCUUGCUCCAACAGUUCUCUAUUUGGAUUAUGGUUCUCGCAUGAUUCCUAAUUAG